UCUUCCGCAUCUCUCUGUGUCCCCGCCCCCGCCCCGCUGGAAGCUACGAGUUGUAGGAGCACCCAGGCGUCCGUCUCUCUCCGUCUCCUUCCGGUGCCGCGCGGUGAGAGGAGGAGGCCCAGGCCGUAGAGCAUGUCGUCGUCGGAGAUGGAGAUGGCGGGUGGCGGCGUCGAGGACGCGUACGGCGAGGACAGGGCCACCGAGGAGCAGCUCGUCACGCCGUGGGCAUUCUCCGUCGCCAGCGGCUACACUCUGCUGAGGGAUCCCCGCCACAACAAGGGCCUGGCCUUCUCCGAGGCGGAGCGCGACGCGCACUACCUGCGCGGCCUUCUCCCCCCGGCCAUGGCGUCCCAGGAGCUCCAGGAGAGGAAGCUCAUGCACAACCUGCGCCAGUACACGGUCCCUCUGCACCGGUACGUCGCCAUGAUGGACCUUCAGGAGAGGAACGAGAGGCUUUUCUACAAGCUCCUGAUCGACAACGUGGAGGAGCUGCUCCCCGUGGUCUACACGCCAACCGUCGGCGAGGCGUGCCAGAAGUACGGCAGCAUCUACAGGCGCCCACAGGGCCUGUACAUCAGCCUCAAGGACAAGGGGAAGAUCCUCGAGGUGCUCAAGAACUGGCCCGAGAGGAGCAUUCAGGUCAUCGUCGUCACCGACGGCGAGCGCAUUCUGGGCCUUGGGGAUCUGGGUUGUCAGGGGAUGGGAAUUCCUGUCGGCAAACUGUCUCUGUACACCGCCCUCGGAGGCGUUCGCCCGUCAGCUUGCCUGCCGAUCACAAUUGAUGUUGGCACGAACAAUGAGACUUUGCUCAAUGACGAGUUCUACAUCGGGCUCCGGCAAAGGCGUGCUACUGGCGAGGAAUACCAUGAGCUGCUUGAAGAGUUCAUGGCCGCAGUUAAGCAGAAUUAUGGUGAGAAGGUCCUCAUCCAGUUUGAAGACUUUGCGAACCACAAUGCUUUUGACUUGCUUGCGAAGUACAGCAAGAGCCAUCUUGUGUUCAACGAUGAUAUCCAGGGAACAGCAUCCGUAGUCCUCGCAGGCCUCUUGGCAGCGCUCAAGGUGGUCGGUGGGACUCUUGCAGAUCACACUUACCUGUUCCUUGGCGCCGGUGAGGCUGGAACUGGUAUUGCAGAUCUCAUUGCUCUUGAGAUGUCGAAACAGACCGAUGCUCCGAUCGACGACUGCCGCAAGAAGAUCUGGCUCGUCGACUCCAAGGGGCUGAUCGUUGAGUCGAGGAAGGAGUCGCUCCAGCACUUCAAGAAGCCAUGGGCGCACGAGCACGAGCCCCUCAAGACCCUGCUGGAGGCCGUGCAGUCCAUCAAGCCGACAGUGCUGAUCGGGACCUCCGGCGUCGGCCGCACCUUCACCAAGGAAGUCGUGGAGGCCAUGGCGUCCUUCAACGAGAAACCUGUCAUCUUCUCGCUGUCGAACCCGACGUCCCACUCGGAGUGCACGGCGGAGGAGGCGUACGCGUGGACCCAGGGCCGCGCGGUGUUCGCCAGCGGCAGCCCGUUCGACCCCGUUGAGUACGAGGGAAAGGUCUACGUGCCUGGCCAGUCGAACAACGCCUACAUCUUCCCGGGGUUCGGGCUCGGCGUGGUCAUCUCCGGCGCCAUCCGCGUCCACGACGACAUGCUGCUCGCCGCCUCGGAGGCGCUGGCGGAGCAGGUGACCGAGGAGCACUUUGGCAAGGGUCUCAUCUUCCCGCCCUUCACCAACAUCCGCCGGAUCUCGGCUCGCAUCGCCGCCAAGGUGGCCGCCAAGGCCUACGAGCUCGGCCUGGCCAGCCGCCUGCCGCGCCCCGACGACCUCGUCAAGUACGCCGAGAGCUGCAUGUACACCCCCGCCUACCGCAGCUACCGGUGAUGACCACCGGAUCGAGCUCCCGGCCAUCCGCGGAGAAGGCCACAUUUUUGCUGCAGGGUCGUCUGAGUGGACUGAGUGAGUGAAUAAAAAAAAAUCAGCUGGAGCUUGUUACUGCUGCUGUUAGAAGAAUUGAUAAGUUGUUUUGUACUUUUUUGUACUUUUGUGUAUCCCCGCAUACGACGUUUACGGGAAUGUAAUAGUACUGUGAGUCACAUUUUAUUGAUACAAUUGUCUCAGUUCUUAUAAAGUUUAUUGGCGGAUGCAGAGGAACUAAAUAAAAAGCUCUAUUUAUGAGUUUAUGUA
Phragmites australis (common reed) is the source of this 2169-nucleotide messenger RNA. RefSeq names its product NADP-dependent malic enzyme, chloroplastic-like. Gene Ontology annotation, biological process: malate metabolic process; pyruvate metabolic process. NCBI's taxonomy places the organism in Eukaryota, Viridiplantae, Streptophyta, Magnoliopsida, Poales, Poaceae. The coding region runs from base 133 to 1866 and encodes 577 amino acids. Gene Ontology annotation, cellular component: chloroplast. The record is from RefSeq and is a predicted model, not a curated record. Gene Ontology annotation, molecular function: malate dehydrogenase (decarboxylating) (NADP+) activity; malate dehydrogenase (decarboxylating) (NAD+) activity; NAD binding. The transcript has 14 exons.